This is a messenger RNA of Linepithema humile (Argentine ant), 2712 nucleotides long. RefSeq names its product actin maturation protease. NCBI's taxonomy places the organism in Eukaryota, Metazoa, Arthropoda, Insecta, Hymenoptera, Formicidae. The record is from RefSeq and is a predicted model, not a curated record.
AAAGGGCUUGAAAAGAGCUUUCGAAAAAUGUUCUAUAAAUUACUCCUCUAUCUUCCACGACCGUCUGCGAUUAGGGCUUAUAACGCUUUGUACUCGCGUUUAUCGGCACGUCAUGGUACAUCUCUAAAGCAUAACCGUAAGAAAUCGGCGUGUCUUGUUUCAGUAUUGUUAAAAAACUCGGUAGAAUAAGAGCCAUGAUGCAGGCGCAUGCGAGUGUUCGUGCAAUUUGGAAAUUAUAUAAUGUAUAUGCAUGAGUCACACGAUUUGUCACAGAAUGAACAGCAGCAGGAAGGUGGGGUGAACGAUGCGAAGUGGGGAGAGGAGAAGGGAUGUGCAAACGUCAAAGUCAUACAGCGUGAUAGUCACUCAUCGCUCUUUCCGCCGUACAAUAAAUAAACAGCCGAUUUGUUUUCUAUCUGAAAGACUUUCAUAUCGCAUUUGUCAUUAGAAUUAAAGCCUCUGUGUCUUAGUAAUGUAUAUUUAUGCCGUUUACACCGCGUUACAGAGGCGAUCGUGGCUCUUAUACCUUUCGAUGUCGAUAGUGUGAUGCGCUGCCAUUAGAAAUCUCCAGAAAUCUCGUAGACGGAAGUUUUGGAAGCAACUUUCUACAAUGAACAAAGGAUGCUCCUAUUGAAUGUUAUUGAAAGGUCAUUGUGAGCAAUGAUAGAAUUAAAUCUUUUCGUAUCGAUGGGCGACAUUUCGUAGCUGUCGGAGCAUUUAUAUCUUUUUAUAUUCAAUUCAGCAAUCGUCUAUUUGCGCCUUGGUGUUAAAAAAAAUGCCAGCACCACCCCUGCCUCUUUCAAGUCUGCCACAAGCACCUAUGUGUGAAAAAACAGAAGUUAACGACACUGAUUCUCUGCCCCCAUGGGCUAAAAUCACGCUUACAUCCGCAGAAGCUGAAAUCGAAAAGCUGAUCUCACGAAAUGAGUUGAAAGACGCAGAGGUAACGUACUUCUCUCAAGUAGAACCGAUUCUUCAAGACGGGCCACAAUGUGGAUUAGUGGCGCUUGCAAUGGCAUCGCAAGAAUAUACAAAACCAGUCUCUGUGAGUCAGCUUCUCGCCGAAGCUCGUGUUCGAGGAUUCACGCAGCACGGAGAAGUAUACAGUGUUGAUUUCAUGGGAACAUUAGCUGCGGAAUAUUUACCCGAUCAUAGACCUGACAUUCUAGUAGAUUUACAACAGUGUCCAGAUACGUUAACUCAUGCUUUGGCACACGGAGCGAUGGUACUGAUUCCUUACGAUUCUGAUUUCAAUCAUGCUCCAUGUUUGAAGAGGGGCCACAAAGCGCACUGGGCACUGCUUGUGGGACUAAUCUCUUCCAGACAAGGAUAUCACGUUUUGGCGCGUCAUGGUAAAUCGCGUCAUCUGGCUUGUUGGCCCUUGCGUGACUUGAUAGAAAGUAACGGCAACUUAGAAGAGGAGGGUACAGCGAGACACGCAGGAGGAUACGUCAUACCAAAGGGCGGUGUUGGAGGCCAAAAGGGUUUACGCGGCAGAGCAUUGGCGCUGCAUCCGUACAUAUAGAGUUAUAUCAGAGAAAAUUGUAGAAUGCGUUUCAUGUGCAUCCAGAGAAUACGAGCGACUAAAAAAUAUCCAAAAAAUUGAAAUGUUUCCUAAGCUUUAACGAUGGCUUUAACGAUGCUUCUUAGACGUUUGUGUUAUCUGGAUAAUAUGUAAUAUCGAAAAUAUUUUUUCUGUGUGAAUUCAUCAAGAUGUAAGUGUGAUAUAUACAAAUAUAUAAAGAUAGAAUGAUGUCUUCCGUUAUCAUCGCGAUACAGUUCACAAAAAAUUUUGCAGGAGGAUGAAUAUAGGAAAAAGCAGAGCAUAUAAUUAGAUAAACGAAUUUAUGCCGACGUUCUGUCAAAUAUUUCGUUGACUUUUGUAAAAUUGUUUAAAAGAUUGUGUUAUAAUGUAAAAAUUGUAUACAAGAUUUUAUGUUGCAAUUUUUUGAAUUAAUUUAUAGGCACAUAUACGACAUGUAGAAUGUAAUAUUCAUGAUCAGGACGUUAAUUAUUGUUAAUCUUUGUUAUACACGUGCCCAUGUAUUUAUGUUUAAAUUAAGAGUUAUUUAUCAAUAACUCUUAAUUUAAUACUGAAAAAAAACAUAAAUUUGUAUAAAUUGUAUAAACUAUAAAUUAAAUUAGUAUAUUUUAUAAAAUAUAUAUAAGUAUUGCGUAUCAUGCAAAGUGACUGUAUCAGAUGUAAUUGGUGCUACGCUCGAAUAAGACCGAGUGCUACACUUACUUUUUUCUGAAUCAUUGUUAAUUCUACGAGAAAAUUUUAUUUCCAUAUUGUGAAAUUAACGAUGUGCAACGAUUAAAUCUAGGAAUCUCUGCUUCUUAUAGAGUACAUCAGUAAUAGUGAUACAAAAUAUGUCAACGGCUUUUCACUCAUGUUUCAGAAUUGGAAAUAUUAAUUGUGAACUAAUUGUGUACGACCAUUAUUUCAUUGUUACCACAUUCUUGUUUUUAUAUUUAAUAUUUUACUGAUGUUUUCCCUAUGAAUAGGUAUCUAUUUUUUACUAAUGUUUAAAUUAUGAUUAUACCGAUCUCUUUUAUAUCAAUAAGUAUUGUAUUACUUCAUCCAAUCGCAAAUGAGUUUAUUUACAUUGGAGAUAUUACUGUUACUGAUACACGCUAGUUAGCACCUGAGACUGUAUGAGAAUUGCCAUUAUAUUAAAUAAAACAGCUCCUCAACUUUUAUUCGAACAA